Messenger RNA from Panicum hallii, 1875 nucleotides. RefSeq lists its product as uncharacterized. The coding region runs from base 96 to 1469 and encodes 457 amino acids. The record is from RefSeq and is a predicted model, not a curated record. Lineage: Eukaryota; Viridiplantae; Streptophyta; Magnoliopsida; Poales; Poaceae. The transcript is spliced from 4 exons.
AAACAGAAGCAACAGCGCACCGCCGAAACCUCCCCCACCGUCUCGUCGUCGCAUCUCGCACAGUCGCACGGUCGCCCCUCCUCCGCUCUUCCCUGAUGGAUCCCAAGGCGGCGGCGAAGUCGAAGCGCUCGCACACGGUGCACGGCCGCCGUGCCCACCAGACCCCCGCCGCGGCGGCAGCGCACAGGCAGAAGCGCGCCGCCGCCGCCGCCACCUCUUCUGGCCCCCGCAGCCGAAACCUCCCCUCGAACUGGGACCGCUACGACGACGAGGGCGAGGCGGAGGAGCCUGCAGCCGCCCCGGAAUGGACCGGCGAGGUGGCUCCGCGCAGCAAGGGCGCCGACUUCGGAUUCCUGCUAGAGCAGGCGCGAGCGCAGCCCCGCGAGGCCCGUGGCCUCAGGGCGCCGUGGCUCCCCUCCCAGGAUUUGCCAUUUGAUUUUAUGCAGGCCUCCACAUCUAUGUUCGAAGCUAAAGGUGAAGGGAUCUUGUCCUGGUGCGCUGAUGAUAACUUCAUAUUAGAGGAUGAUUUAGCACCGGAUUUCGAGGUGCCUUUUCUCUCAAUGGAUUUGCAUGCAUUGGCUAACCAGCUUUCGAAGCUUAAGCUUUCACAGAGACUUUUUGUAGAAGAAGAUAUACUACCUGCGGAUCUGGCUGAUGUAUCAGAAGACAAUGAAAUACUGAUUGAAUGUGGCACCUCUGUGGAAAGUGAUCCCAAAGGAAGUUCGGUUGGGGAUAACUUGAACUUUGAGCUAAGGAAAGAUGCAAGUCAUCAUGAGUAUGCUGGCAACACCUAUUCUGAUGUUCAAAUGAAAUCAGAAUGUCAGUCCCAAUGUUUUGAACAUGAAGCUACAACAUCACCCAAGAGUAGUACUCAUUUAGUGAAUUCAGAUACUGAAGAAGAUAAGGCAUAUACAAAAAACAUGGAUACUGAUCCUAGUACAGGGCAUAGCAAAAGGUUAGAGUUUGAGGUGGGUUCUGCAGAAGAAGAACUUGACAUGCUCCUCAAUUCGUUCAGUGGAACUCACCUUUCUAGCUCCAACUUGGAUGAAUUGGUUGGACAUGAUUCAACUUCCCAAGGGACGAAGAUCAGAUGGUCAGAGAAGAAAGUUACACCUAGCAAGUCUUUCAAAUCACCUGUGCUUGCACCUGUGGAUGAUGCUCUAGAUGACUUGCUUUCAGAGACCUCCCUACCUGUACAGAAUGAAGGUUUUGCUACACAAAGUUCAACUUCCCAACCAACUGUUAAAUCUGGGCAGAACUUUGACUUCGGAUAUGCUAAGAAGAUUGAUGUGAUAUCAUCUAUUGAUGAUUCAGUGGAUAAUUUGCUUGAAGACACUCCAUCGUGCUUAAGUGAACCAAAGGAAACUACAACUGCAGGACCAAACAGCACCCCACAUGACAGUGUCCCCCCUCAUUCUGGCCCCUCAAAUGCAUCAGGUGAUUUUGAUUCAUGGUUUGAUUCCCUAUAGGGGAGAAAAAAGUUGGUGCUGUGAGGAAGUGAUGGCUGACUUCAGGAAUUCUUCUCUGUGAUGCAAAGGUCCUCUGUACCUUUCUUUAUUCACUCCAUUAUUGAAUCUAACUGGUAAACAUGUUCAGGAAGCUGUAAUCCAAAGUCCCCUUUUCUACAUGGAGGUCCACGACCACUAGGGAACUAUCUUAAUAUUAUGUUUUCAUGAGAGAAAAUGAAGUGGAUAGGGCAUUGUAUAAAAGCUAAAGAUCAUCUGUGGCUGGCUGCUGUGAAAUCUGAAGCAUUGGAUAUGUAAUGCCGUGAACUUAGCAUGUUUUUGCUGUUGUACCAUGUCUGUAAACUGUUUCAGAAGCAAGCUAAUGCACACAUUCCGCAACAGUAUACUUAAGAGCUUGUUCCGUGAUUCA